AUGCAUCGUCUUCUAAAGUUUUGCAUCAUCACAGUGGAAAAUCUUCUUUUCAAUCACAGAGUUCAAUCCAUUCGGAAGAUUAGCAUGAUAAGUGAGUUGGCUCUCUCACAAGAUGACUAUACCAUUAAGGUCCGUGUCAUCCGUUUGUGGAGACAAACUUCAUGGAAUCAACAACUUCGUAUGAUUGGCAUGAUAUUGAUGGAUAAAAUGGGCUCAAAAAUUGAAUGUAAUGUGGACAAACCAUUUGCAUCGCUUCAAGGAAAAUCUUUUGAAGAAUAUGGUGAUUACUACAUUCAUAAACCCACAUUAGGGUUAAAUGAAGGUGCUAUAAAAGGACAUGAAGUUUUUGUUACCCUAUGGGGAAGGUAUGCUGAUAAAAUUAAUGCAUAUGUCUCUAAGCAUACCUGUCAUUUUGUAUUGCUUAUUCAAUGUGCUAAGUUGAAGCUUGUCCGAGAUCGUCCUUAUGUCAAUAACACCUACUUGGCCACAAAACUUUAUAUUGAAGAUGACAUUGAGGAGAUAACAACUUUCAAAAAAAGGUUAUGUGAAAUUUCUACAUGA
Lactuca virosa is the source of this 561-nucleotide messenger RNA. Lineage: Eukaryota; Viridiplantae; Streptophyta; Magnoliopsida; Asterales; Asteraceae. The record is from the annotation of a GenBank genome assembly.